AUGCCCAUACCGAGUUUUGUCCCAGAAGACAACAUUUCCCCGAUUGCUGAUCAUUCACCGUCACAACCAUUAACAUAUGUUGCCUCACGACAUACUUCAAUUUCAGCUAACCCACCACCUUCAACACAUGUUGCUAUUAGUAAUAAGACUCAAGGGUCACGAUGCUCCAAUUCUAGUCAUGGGGUUGCGCUUGAUGGGAGAACAAUGAUAUGGCCGGAUGCUCGAGGGUGGUUGCCGUGUAGGGUGGCCUCGAGAGCCCUCACCUCAGUCAUUACAUCACAAUAUGUUGAUCCAUAUCCUAGCUGGAGAGCAAUCUCAAAAUUAACUUUGGAACGUUGGUUCGACAAAUUUGGUGAAAAAGUUGCUUGGUUGCCUGAGCACAAUUUUCAAAUUAAGAAUAUCUUCAAUACAAAAGGAUCAAUGCGUCUUUCUGAUAUGUUGAUGCAAGCGAGAAAGAAGCGCAAGUGUCCAACUUGGAUGGGAGAAAGUGUUUGGAAUGAUCUUGAGAAGAUAUGGAUGGAUCCGUCGUAUAAGGAGAUAUCAAAUCGAGCUAAGAAAAAUCGUGCUUCUUCUAAAGGAGGAGUUGUCCAUACAGGUGGAUCUAUAUCCAUUGCUGAACAUACCAUUCGGAUGGCUGAAGAGUUAGGUAGAGACCCCACAUUGGAUGAGGUCUUUUUAAAAACUCACACUAAGAAGAAGGACAACUCUUGGGUUGAUGAAAGAGCAAAAAAAACAUAUGAAACAUUUCAAGGUAAGUUGCAACAAGCCUCUAAAGGUGGGGAAGCAUCUAGUAGUUGUAGCCAAGUGGUUAAUGCGGAAGCUCGCUUAGACAUGUGGGUCCAAUCUGUUGGGGGGAAGAAUAAAGGGAGGAUCUAUGGUGCUGGAGAUAGAUCCUCGCUUUAUAGACCAGGUGUCGCAAGUCUAGUUCCAGAUUCUCGUCCAUCUAGAGGUUGCGCCAAUUUCUUGUCUCAACAAUCUAACGAGAUAGCUGCACAGAUAGCAGCAUUUGAGGAGCGAGCAAAAGCAGCAAAACACGAGGCACGAGAGGAGCUAAGGAAAGUUGAGCAACGUCAACAAGAGGAAGUUCAACAAACAGAGCAACGCACUACAAAACUACAGAUGCAGCUAGCAACAUUGGCAAAAAGUGUUGCUUCCAUAUAG
Cicer arietinum (chickpea) is the source of this 1161-nucleotide messenger RNA. Lineage: Eukaryota; Viridiplantae; Streptophyta; Magnoliopsida; Fabales; Fabaceae. The record is from RefSeq and is a predicted model, not a curated record.